Molecule: messenger RNA, 750 nt
Organism: Vicia villosa (hairy vetch)
Lineage: Eukaryota; Viridiplantae; Streptophyta; Magnoliopsida; Fabales; Fabaceae
Exons: 2
Coding region: 1-750 (249 amino acids)
Source: RefSeq, a predicted model, not a curated record
AUGGGUGACGUGGAGAUUCGGGAGGGGGCUGAUAUCCCAUUUUGGAAUUGCAAAUGGAUUGCUGGCUCUAAACUGAGUAUUCUAUGCCCAAAUUCGUACAUGAUUGCAACAAAUAAGGAAGCAUCGGUGGAAGACAGUGGAUUCUGGCUAGAGGAUAGAUGGCACUGGAACAUAGCAUGGGAAUGGGAUCAAAACAAUGCUGAAUUGUGGUCGGCAGCAUCGCUGUUAGCAGGAAUCCUUAUGGAGGUUUGGCCGAAUCAGGAUGGUGUAUGUGAGAAUGAGGCAGCAGCUUUGAAGAUUGUUUGGAAGGCAAAAGUGCCGCAUAAAGUGAAAGUUUUCGCUUGGAGGUUAGUACGCAAUAGGCUGCCAUCGAAAGUGCAAUUAGUAAGGCGAGGUGUGGAGAUUGCAGAUAGUGAAAUGAUAUGCAACCUGUGUAAUUUGAACAAUAGCCAAGAUGACACUACACAUAUUAUGGUUAGGUGCGAAGUUGCAAAGAAAAUAUGGAAUGCUGUUUACAUAUGGCUGAAUUUGCAGGGAGUCAAUGAAGUAGUAUCUUUAUGUCAUGAACAUAUGCUACAAUUUUUCAGCAAAUUGAAGAACAAGGUGGACAAAGGAAGGGAGAUAUCAAUCUGGAUGGCUGUAACAUGGUGCUUAUGGAGGGCAAGAAAUGGUACUAUCUUUAAUAAUGAGACUGGUGAUAUAGAUGAGAUUAUCUUCAAAAUUAAGACAUAUUCUUGGUGGUGGGGUUAA